This is a messenger RNA of Carassius gibelio (silver crucian carp), 4206 nucleotides long. RefSeq names its product gastrula zinc finger protein XlCGF8.2DB. The record is from RefSeq and is a predicted model, not a curated record. Gene Ontology annotation, molecular function: RNA polymerase II cis-regulatory region sequence-specific DNA binding; DNA-binding transcription activator activity, RNA polymerase II-specific. Gene Ontology annotation, cellular component: nucleus. Bases 2383 to 3489 code for a protein of 368 amino acids. Gene Ontology annotation, biological process: regulation of transcription by RNA polymerase II. Lineage: Eukaryota; Metazoa; Chordata; Actinopteri; Cypriniformes; Cyprinidae. The transcript has 3 exons.
ACACAAUAUAUUGUUGAGCAAUAUAAAGUCUCUUUCAUGAAAGCCACGAUAUGAAAACAUAUCCACGUAGUCAAUGGUCCAUUCUGCGAUAGGUGGCGAUAAUUCACUAAUAUACGAACCGCUGUGAAACAAGAAGAUGACGUCACAACCAGCGUCAUCAGUCAGCGUUGGGUCUCCUGAGUUAAUCUCUUACCACAUCAAUUCACCUGGAGUGAAGUUCCCCACACAGCAGAUCACCUGUACUAAAGCUCCUCCCAAGGCAGAUCUCCCUAGAGUGAAGCUCCUCCCGCAACAGAUCACCUAAAGUGAAGCUCCUCCCACAGCAUAUUUCCUGGAGUGAAGCUCCUCCCACAGCAGAUCUCCUGGAGUGAAGCUCCUCCCGCAGCAGAUCACCUGGAGUGAAGCUCCUCCCGCAACAGAUCACCUGGAGUGAAGCGCCUCCCGCAACGGAUCACCUGGAGUGAAGCGCCUCCCGCAACGGAUCACCUGGAGUGAAGCUCCUCCCGCAGCAGAUCACCUGGAGUGGAGCUCCUCCCGCAGCAGAUCACUUGGAGUGAAGCUCCUCCCGCGGAGUGAAGCUCCUCCCGCAGCAGAUCACCUGGAGUGAAGCUCCUCCCGCAACAGAUCACCUGGAGUGAAGCUCCUCCCGCAACAGAUCACCUGGAGUGAAGCUCAUCCCGCAACAGAUCAACUAGAGUGAAGCUCCUCCCGCAACAGAUCACCUGGAGUGAAGCUCCUCCCGCAACAGCUCCUCCCGCAACAGAUCACCUGGAGUGAAGCUCCUCCCGCAACAGAUCACCUGGAGUGAAGCUCCUCCCGCAGCAGAUCACCUGGAGUGAAGCGCCUCCCGCAACGGAUCACCUGGAGUGAAGCUCCUCCCGCACCAGAUCACCUGGAGUGAAGCUCCUCCCGCAGCAGAUCACCUGGAGUGGAGCUCCUCCCGCAGCAGAUCACCUGGAGUGAAGCUCCUCCCGCGGAGUGAAGCUCCUCUCGCAGCAGAUCACCUGGAGUGAAGCUCCUCCCGCAAAACAUAUCACCUAGAGUGAAGCUCCUCCCGCAGCAGAUCACCUGGGGUGAAGCUCCUCCCGCGGAGUGAAGCUCCUCCCGCAGCAGAUCACCUGGAGUGAAGCUCCUCCCGCAACAGAUCACCUGGAGUGAAGCUCCUCCCGCAACAGAUCACCUGGAGUGAAGCUCAUCCCGCAACAGAUCAACUAGAGUGAAGCUCCUCCCGCAACAGAUCGAAGCUCCUCCCGCAACAGAUCACCUGGAGUGAAGCUCCUCCCGCAACAGAUCACCUGGAGUGAAGCUCCUCCCGCAACAGAUCACCUGGAGUGAAGCUCCUCCCACAACAGAUCACCUGGAGUGAAGCUCCUCCCGCAACAGAUCAACUGAAGUGAAGCUCCUCCCGCAACAGAUCACCUGGAGUGAAGCUCCUCCCACAACAGAUCACCUGGCGUGAAGCUCCUCCCACAACAGAUCACCUGGAGUGAAGCUUAUUUCCAUAAGCCUACAAGUGAAGAAAAUGGAGUUCAUGAAAGAACGUGUUACCAAGAAGCCUGCAUAAUGGAGCAAGAGGAUGAUGAAGAACAGAGAGAUUUGUAUUUAAUCCUGCUUUUUCAUUAAAGACAACUUUGGGAACAUUAAGUUGAAGGUCAUAAUAUUUUAAUCAUAUUUAGUUGUUAUAAAAGAGCCUAAAACUUAAAUCUUUUAAUGUUUGUUUUCAAAAUAUUUAAGUGGUUCAUUUUGUUUUUGCAACUAUGUUACUAAACUUUGUAAAUUUAACUGUUUUCUAUCAAAAUGUAUUAAAUAAUCUUGGGAUUGCAAAUUUUAUCAUAAAUUAGGCAACUUCUAAUAAAUUAAAUUUCUCUUGAAUUAUGGAAGUUAAUCUAAAUUAUAUAAAAGUUAUUUUCUUACAAUAACCUCGGAAGCAGCACUGAGGAAUCCAUCCAACACUACAAUUUUGUAUCGAUUAAAAAAAAAAAAAGUUCUCACUACAUGUGACUUGUGUUCAUAAAUAUAAAAAAUUAUAUUUAGAAUAUAAUUCUUGGAAAAUUCCAGGGAAAUAUAAUUGAUUUAUUGAUAAACAAGUCAUAAUCGCAACUGAUCACGAUGAUUAAAAAAAAAAUGAUUCCAGUGAAAUUUCAAUAAUAGUAUAUAAUAGGCUCUUAGGGAAAGGAAGAGGUUUAAUGAGGGACUUUUAUUUUGAUACUUUGAAGAGUGUAGUUUCCGGUGCAUCCCGUUGGAGUUACUAUUGUUAUUGUGUGCAGCUGCUUGCUGUUUCUUCCUACAGUUCCUGGAAUUUGGAUUCUCGUUGGAGUUUUUGUGUACAGUGUUAGUACAUUACAAAACAACCUGUUGGAAGUGAAUUAGGGGAGUGAAGACAUGAGUGAAUCGGAGGAGAAAUAUCGUCAAGUCCAAACUGGAGAAAAAUCUUCUUCCUCGCAAACUGAAAGUAAAUCAUUGCUGACAAGAGGGGCACAAAUAUAUUUCAUCUGCCCCCAGUGUGGAAGAUGUUUCCUACACAAACAAGGUCUUAGACUUCAUAUAAGAGUUCACACUGGAGAGAAACCGUACACAUGUGCUCAGUGUGACAAGAGUUUCAAACGAAAAGGAAACCUUAACGAUCACGUGAAAAUCCACAGCGGAGAGAAGCCGCACACGUGCGAUCAUUGUGGGAAGAGCUUUUCACUUAAACAAAACCUUAAGGUGCACCUCAGAGUCCACACUGGAGAGAAACCACACGUUUGUGUUCAAUGUGGGAAGAGCUUUUCAGGGAAAUAUUUACUCAAUGAUCACAUUAAAAUCCACACGGGCGAGAAUCCAUAUGCAUGUGAUCAGUGCGGGAAGAGGUUCACGUAUAAAUCAAACUUUAACCACCACAUGACGAUCCACACUGGAGAGAAACCACACACUUGUGCUCAGUGUGGGAAGAGUUACGCACGAAAAGGAGCCCUCAAUGAUCACAUGAAGAUCCACACCGGAGAGAAUCUGCACACGUGUGAUCAGUGCGGGAAGAGUUUCAGAAAAUCAGGGGUUUUUAAAAAACACAUGCUUACUCAUUCUAGAAAAAGACUGUAUAAUUGUGACCAAUGCGGUAAAAGUUUUUUUAGGGCGGAUUUCCUGAAGAACCACUUGAAGGUUCAUACAACGGAGAAGCCUUAUGUAUGUUCCUUGUGUGGAAAGAGUUUCAGGCACACGAGUGCAUUGAAGAUACACCAGAAAAGACACAGCGCUGUGAAGGAUCACGCUUGCUCUGAAUGUGGGAAGGCUUUUUCUACAAUUGGUGACCUGAAAGUGCAUCAGUCAGUUCACACUCCAGAAACACCUUAUAAGUGUUCACACUGUGACAAGAGCUUCAAACGCUCAGAAUAUCUGAGAAAACACGAGAGGAUCCACACUGGAGAGAGACCUUAUCACUGCAUUCGGUGUGGGAAGAGUUUCACUCAUUUAUCGUCUCUAAUCCGUCAUAAAAAAGAAAUGCAUGUCUGAAAUUACAAAAACCUUUAGUUUGAGUUCCUGUCCUGUACUCUGAAACAAUUGUUGAUAACCGAUUAAUCAAAGGUUGUUAGAAACAAUUUAUCCACUGAUUGUUAAUUAUGGUUUGUAAGAGAUUAGAGAAUGUCUUAGUUUCACUGUUUUUAAUAAUGUUGCAGGAAAAUGUUGUGAAGCAGUACUUUUCUAUUGUUUUUGCUUUGGUAUAAUAACAAUAUCAGAAAACAGCUGGAAGUGGACGCAUUGAGUAACCAGCUGAGAGUGAACAGACAGAGAUUAGACGUGAUGGAAGAGGACGAGGAUGAUCUGAGUGAAGCGAAGCUGAAACAUCAUGCCAAAACUGGUGAUACGAGUCUCUUAAAGUGGAAAGAGUCUCCUAAACAAACAAAGUCUUAAAAUUCUCAUGAGAGUUCAUAGUGGAGAUGUAGGAGGCGUUUCACACAGAAAAGAAACCUUAUUGGACACAUGAGGAUCCACAUUGGAGAGAAGCCAUAUACAGUGGCAUGCAAAGGUUUGGGAACCCCUACCAGAAUCUGUGAAAAUGUGAAUAAUUUUAACAGAAAUAAGAGAGAUCAGACUAAAUGCAUAUUUUUUUCUAUUUAGUACUGUCCCGAGUAAGAUAUUGUACAUAAAAGAUGUUUACAUUUAGUCCACAACACAAAAAAAUUGCUGAAAUGAUUAAAUUAACCCCAUUCAAAUGUUUGUGAACCCAAA